AAACACGUCGUUGCGUGCCGUCAACGCCGCUGCCCGCUUGUCUCCGGCCCAACGACAUGUCCUCCGAGACUUCAGCCGCUUGUAACACGUUGCCCGCAAGUCCUUCAGCGGGUCCGGGCACUUGAAAAUCCCCUUAAAAGUUCCCAAGUCCUGGUUUUCCGGACACCCCGCUCGGCAUUUGGGCCAGACGACCGUGCGCCCCCGGAGGCCAAAUCCCUACCCACACGCACAUCACUGCGACGACCUGCGUGCCACAGCAGCCGCCGAUCCGUCGUCGUCGCGCGUCUGGGCGGAAUAGAAAAAAAAAACAGUGGACGGGGCCGCCACAAAUCUCGUACGGAGAUUUCCAAUAAAACAUGGUCAAGGACGUCCGGUACUGCUGAAAUCUCAUCCCACAGAAAGCAGCGUUCACCUUGUUGACGUCAUUUUUCACAGGCACCGUCGUCCAGGCGUGGAAAUGCAAAAUUUGAGAACUGUUGGGUCAUGCGAUCCUUACGAGUACAUCAUCCUGAUUGAUUCUGACAUUGUGUAAAGGCAUUAUUAAAAUGUCGUUUUUGAGUGGCCUCAAGAAAGUGCUUCAUUUAGGUAACAAUGAAGCGAAAAAGAAGAAAGUAUUCAAUAACAUCCACAUGGAUUGUGACGUUGACGAUUUUUGGGAAAUGAUUGGUGAACUCGGUGAUGGAGCUUUUGGCAAAGUCUACAAGGCUCAACAUCGAGAAACUGGACAGUUGGCUGCUGCUAAAAUGUGUAUCUUAGAAGGUGAAGAUGAUUUAGCUGAUUUUAUGAUUGAAAUUGAUAUUUUAGCCGAAUGUAAACACUCAAAUAUUGUUCAAUUAUAUGAAGCAUUUUUUGUUAAUUCUAAACUUUGGAUGCUGAUUGAAUAUUGUGAUGGAGGUGCUUUAGAUUCAAUUAUGGUGGAGCUGGAUCGUGCAUUAAUUGAAGAACAAAUAGCUUAUGUUUGCAAGUAUAUGUGUGAAGGAUUAGCAUUUCUUCAUAAAUGUAAAGUUAUACACCGUGAUCUUAAAGCUGGAAAUGUUCUUUUAACAACUAGUGCUGGUGUUAAGAUUGCUGAUUUUGGUGUUUCUGCUAAGAAUAAACAAACAUUACAAAAACAUGAUACUUUUAUUGGAACACCUUAUUGGAUGGCUCCUGAAGUAGUUUUAUGCGAAACUUUUAGGGAUAAUCCUUAUGAUUUUAAAGUAGACAUUUGGUCUUUAGGAAUAACACUUAUAGAAUUAGCACAGAUGGAACCUCCAAACCAUGAAAUGUCUCCUAUGCGUGUAUUACUUAAAAUACAAAAAUCUGAUCCCCCUAAAUUAGAACAACCAUCUAAAUGGUCUAAAAAUUUUAAUGACUUUGUAGCACAUGCUCUUAUAAAAGAUCCAGUUCAAAGGCCAACUGCAGAUGAUCUUCUUAAACACCCAUUUGUCAAUGGAGAUAUAGAUCCAAAACCAAUCCGCGAUUUAUUACUUGAAUACAAGGCAGAGGUGGUCGAAGAAGAAGUUGUCGAUGAAGAGCCUGAGGAAUCACCACAAUCUACACAGUUACCUCCCCUGGACUUGGAUGCAGUCGAAGAUGACACUGUAUCAAUUAAAAGUGAUCCUGAAACUAAAGCAGAUGUAGCUGAAGUGAAACAAAAAAUACAAAAAAAACGAGAGAUGGAUGAAGAAUCAUCAGAUAGUAAAAAAAUCAAAACAGACGAAAAAAUCUUAGAUGUUCGUGAAUCCGAGCCAAUUAUUUCGUCAAAAGAAAUUUCUUCUAAAAAAAAUGUUGUAAAAAAACAUUCGGAAAACAAAGGUCCAGCACCACCACCGCCACCUUUACCAACACCAUCUUCAGUUGUUAAAUUAGUGCCAAAUGAAGAGUCACUGAAUAUACCAAUUGUAUUAAAAGUUCAGGAUACUAAUCAAGAAAAAGAAUCAGUGGUUGAACCUAAAGAACUUGAAGUACCAAAAUCUAAGAGUAAUGAGUAUUCAGAAAUGCACGAUUCUAUUAACAAUAAUUCUGAAACAGAAAAAAAACCUAUUGAUAUUGGCGUAGAGGAAAACCCUUCUGUAUCUAUUCAAUCAAUACAAUUACGUAAACAUGAUAUAUCCAGCUCUCGACCUAUAUCAGUAGCUGCUAGUAAUAAUGGUCCAAUUGUAAAUUCUGUGGAAGACUCUCAAAUAAGAACUAGAAGACGAAGUUCGUCUGCUUCUAAUCGUAAUCAAAGAAGACCUUCCCCACCAUCUUUAGAUAAGGUUUUACAAAUGAAUCAGAAUGUUGAAAAAAAUAAAGGAAAGAUGCCAACUGCUGUUAUGAAUGAAUUGACUGGGAGACUUCAAAACAACCAAGAUGAGACUGAUCGAAUACACAAUAAAGAUAAUAUUGAACAAAAUGAUAAUUUAAUUAAUGGCGGUACUUUGGUGAGGGUAGGAUCUUUGAAUGCAAUUGAUUCAAAGGUUACUGUUGUAACUACCACACAUCCCCCUGUUCUUCAAACACAUCCUCCAGGACUACAUACCCAAGUGAUUAUAGUUGCUGAUACAAACACUAAGUCACAGAUUGAGAAAAAAGAUGAGGUUGUUGUGAUAAAUUCGUCACAAAUUGACGAAGAAGAAUUGGAUGCUAGUCAUGUGUCUGUUAUAACAGUAGGAGAAGAACCUUCUGUUAAAGAAUUAGAUCCAUGGAAUAGUAAAGAAGAGGUUGAAGUUUCUAAACCUAUUUGUGUACCUGUAAAUACAGAUAGCAAUAAAGUGAAAAUGAAUGGACGGGCUACAAUGGUUAAACCCAGUGAUCCAGCAGAAGUAUAUAUUGUCGUUAACAAUUCAACAAAUGUACAUAAAUCGUCUAAACAUUCUGAUGGAAUUGUGGUGAAUAAUAAACACCAUGUUUCCCCAACACGAUCUACAUCUCGUUCACAUUCAGAUAGUGGAUCAGUGUAUAGUAGUGGAGGCCAGCGAACUCCACCUUCAGCUGCCAGUACACGUACAUUUGAUAGAUCAGAUGCGGAGAGUGUUUCAACUACAAUUAGUCAUGAUAGUCGGAGUAGUAAUAAAGAGAAUAAUUUGCCUCCUCGAGAAUAUGAAGAUGAAGUUGUAUUACGUAAAAAACCAGAGUAUAGCAGAGAAAUGAAGAGGACUAGUCGAAAUAUAAGUAAAGAAGAACUAGAAAUAAGAAACAUGAAAAAAAAGACAAGAAAACGAACAAGAAAGUUUGAAGUAGAUGGAGUAGUUGUGACAACAACAACUAGCAAAGUAAUUUAUGGUGAUGAAGAUUCCAGUCAUGGAUACAAUGAUCAGAUAUUUAGAAAACAAGAACUAAGAGAACUAAAAAUGUUGCAAAAACAAGAACAAAAACAGUUUCAAGAUUUAUCAUUUAAGGCAGUGAUAUCUAAAGAGCAACAAGAUAAAAAGUUUGAGCAGGAAAGAAUGACUUUAAUUAAGCAAUAUGAAGCUGAUUUAGAUACAAUGGUUAAACAACAACGUCAAGCUGUCGAGAGAGCUGAAACCCAACAAGAGGCAGAUUUAAGAAUGACUUCUAAAAAAAUUCGUUUAGAACAAGAGCGAGAAUUAAAAGAAUUCCGAGAAGGUCUAAAACAAGAGUUACGACUAUUAAAGCAAGAAGUAGAUUUAAAGCCUAAAGAAAGGCGGAAAAAUUUAUUUAAGGAUAAAAAAGAGAAGUUAGAGACUGAACAUGAGGAGAGAGAAAAAUUAUUCCUUGAGAAACUAAAUGAAAAUCAUGAAAGUUCCUUGAGUAGACUGAGUGAUGCUCAUCAGGAGAAAAUUGCGCUAAUGGAACGUCAAUAUUUACAACAGAAACAACAGUUAAUGCGAGCUAGAGAAGCAGCUUUGUGGGAAAUGGAAGAACGGCAAAUACAUGAAAAACAACAGUUAGCUAAAAGACAGCUUAAAGAUGGUUUUUUCUUGCAGAGGCAUCAAAUGUUAAUAAGACAUGAAAAAGAGUUGGAACAAAUGAAACGUAUGAAUAUACGUAAGGAUGAAGAAAUGCAAAAACGUCAAGGUGUUGAAAAACGAUCUUUGCCUAAACGUAUUCGUUCUGAAAUGAAAGCACGAGAGAUGAUGUUCCGUGAAUCGGUUAGAAUAAGUAUGGCAACUAAUCCAAAUCCAGAUACAGAGUAUGAACGUAACCGGCUUAAGAAAUUUCAAGAAAAUGAAAAAAAAAGAUAUCGUAAUGAGACUCUUGCAUUUGAAAUGAAGCAGCAACGACAGCUUGAAGAGCUCAGAAUUGCAAAUGACACCACUAUUAGGGAGCUUGAACAGCUUCAGAAUGAAAAACGUAAAAUGCUGAUGGAGCAUGAAACAACUAAGUUGAAAGAGCAAGAAGAGUUGUAUGCUCGUGAGUUGAGAGAAUGGAAAGCUCAUCUCAAACCUAGGAAACAGAACCUUGAGAUGGAGUUGGCGAGGCAAGCCAAAGGAAAUUCAUGGAACAGUCGCUAUUCAUUACCUCCAUCCCCUGGCAACACGUUGCUCAGGCGCGAAUAUUCGUUUUCAUCACUUCUCUCUUCUCCUCGGUUAUCCAGUUCUUCUUUUCGUUCUCCUGGUUCAGGAUUUCUCCCUAGGCGAUGUGUCAAUCAAUUUCCUAAUCAUUCGAACCAAUCCACAAUGUAAUAGUCUUGUAUCCCGAAUGAGCUCUAACUAAAAGGUGGCAUUUGAACAAACAUUAUAGUACUAUUCCAAAUGGUGUUUACAUGUCAUCAUUUGGUUAAUGGAAAGUGUGUUCCUAACCUGGUUUAUAUUAUUCCAUAUAUUAAGUAAUUUUUAAUUUAAAAUAGAUUUAUUUUAACAAACAUUGUCCUUUAAAUAUAAAUCAGAAAAUAUUUUUUAUUUAUUUGUGUGGAUUAUGUGUUGUACAUAUGUAAAAUGCUUUAUUUAAAUGUAUUAAUUGUAUAACAUUUGCACAUGCCAUAGAUAUUUAUAUAUAAGUAUACCAAUAUA
Messenger RNA from Myzus persicae (green peach aphid), 4937 nucleotides. It is a transcript of the gene Slik, whose product is annotated as serine/threonine-protein kinase 10. Lineage: Eukaryota; Metazoa; Arthropoda; Insecta; Hemiptera; Aphididae. The transcript has 18 exons. Bases 546 to 4610 code for a protein of 1354 amino acids. The record is from RefSeq and is a predicted model, not a curated record. Gene Ontology annotation, biological process: protein phosphorylation. Gene Ontology annotation, molecular function: protein serine/threonine kinase activity; ATP binding.